AUGACUACUGUCUACACAGUCCCAGAGUUCAACCACACCUGGACCCACCACCAGGCCAAAAGUGAAGAGAUGCGACGGAUGAUACCGCUCUACUAUUGCGCUAUAGAUAGGUAUCCGGAGUUGGAGGCGCUUAAAGCCGCGCCCCACUACGCCAUCAAGGACCGUACCCUGUACGGCACUACGGGAGUCUUUUUCGCUCAUUACGGUGUGUCCUGGGACAAAACGGUACAAUUCUGA
This is a messenger RNA of Sphaeroforma arctica JP610, 237 nucleotides long. RefSeq lists its product as hypothetical. The transcript is spliced from 2 exons. The coding region runs from base 1 to 237 and encodes 78 amino acids. NCBI's taxonomy places the organism in Eukaryota, Ichthyosporea, Ichthyophonida. The record is from RefSeq and is a predicted model, not a curated record.